AUGGAUAAACAAGACAAAUCUUUGUCGGAAACUAAUAUUCCCGAUCAACUUGUGCGCACUCCACCGACAUAUUUUGUUACACAACGUAAUAAACGGGGCAGAGAACUUGACUGCGAGCACGAUUUUGACUCUUUUCGAAACGAAAUAAAGGCUAUGUUGGUGCAGCAACAAACGGAAAUUAGUAAGAUUCAUAAUACUCUCGUAGAAAUUAAAACUACAAAUUCUAACAUAGAAAGCUCUAUGUCGUUCCUAGCGUCUCAGAAUGAAGAGUUAAAGCAAAAAAUUGAACAGUUAGAGGUGCAAUCUAAAAAAGAUAGAAAUUAUAUUACCAUUCUAGAGGACAAAAUUGAGGACAUGCAACGAGAAACACGUAAGACGAACAUCGAAAUUAAAAAUGUACCUAAAAAUAUGAAAGAAACUAAGGAAGACUUAUUGAAUAUGGUUUUAUGCUUAUCAAAGAACACAGGUUGUAAUAUCGAUAGGAACGAUAUCAAGGAUAUAUAUAGAAUUCAGAGUAAACGAGACAUAAAUAAAACUCCUGUUGUUGCUGAGCUUUCGUCUACCAUUAAAAAAACUGAACUCUUAAGAAUGGUGAAACAAUUUAAUAUAAAAAAUAGGGAAAAACUAUGUGCAAAACACUUAGGAUUUAGAACUGAAGAAUACUCCCCGGUAUACGUCAGUGAGCAAUUGACAGCUAAAGCUGCCCGUUUGUACUUUCUUGCGCGGGAUCUAAGUAAGUCAAAGGAUUAUAAGUUCUGUUGGACUGCAUUUGGAAGAAUAUAUGUAAGAAAAACUGAUAAUUCACCUAUAUUAAUUAUAAAAAAUGAAUCUAAAAUACAAACUCUCAUGCAAGAUAAAUGA
Colias croceus (clouded yellow) is the source of this 861-nucleotide messenger RNA. RefSeq lists its product as uncharacterized. The transcript has a single exon. Lineage: Eukaryota; Metazoa; Arthropoda; Insecta; Lepidoptera; Pieridae. The record is from RefSeq and is a predicted model, not a curated record. Bases 1 to 861 code for a protein of 286 amino acids.